CGUAAUUUUCUCUAACAUAAGAUGUGUAACCACCUGAAGAGCAAGUCUAGUACAGUCCAGGUGCAAUAGUGGAGGGAGUGACUGUGGGAGUGUCCUCUUAUUAAAGCAGACACCCAUCCUUGCCCGUCAUCACUCGUGCUUAAGAUGCUCAGGCCCUGUAAUGUGUCUGUUAGUUUAGCAGAAGACAGCUCACUUUAACAGUUCAUCUGUUUAGCAGCUCCCAUACCUUAAAAAAAAAGAAACAAAUUACAAAAGAUCAAAACUAACCAAAAACAUGGGCUGCGUUCAAAGCUUCAGGGAGUUGUGUGACGGUCCAAAAAAUACUAAUGUUCGUCUCAGUCUUCCAGCAGUUUGCGUUGUGUGGCAAACAGCUAUGAUCAUCUUGUUUGGGAUUUUUAUUCGUUAUGAUGAAGAAUCUGACCCACACUGGAUAGAGCACAGAAAAGCUGCAAAUAUAUCAAGUGACAUUGAGAACGACUUCUACUUCAGAUAUCCAAGUUUCCAGGAUGUCCAUGUGAUGAUCUUCGUUGGAUUUGGUUUCCUGAUGACAUUUCUCAAGCGGUACAGCUUUGGUGCAGUGGGUUUCAACUUCCUCAUCGCAGCCUUUGGCCUCCAAUGGGCGCUGCUAAUGCAAGGCUGGUUCCACUCCCUGGACUACACUGAUGGAAAGAUCAAAAUUGGAAUUGAAAACCUGAUCAAUGCUGACUUCUGUGUGGCGGGCUGCUUAAUUGCCUACGGGGCAGUGCUUGGUAAAGUCAGUCCAGUCCAGCUGUUGGUUCUAACUCUGUUUGGGAUCACAUUGUUUGCUGUGGAGGAAUAUAUUAUCCUGAAUCUCAUUCAUGCCAGAGAUGCUGGAGGCUCCAUGGUGAUCCACACAUUUGGAGGUUAUUAUGGUCUUUCCAUCUCGUGGAUGCUCUAUCGGCCAAACCUGAAACAGAGCAGUCGUCUGCAGGGCUCUGUCUACCAUUCAGAUGUCUUUGCUAUGAUUGGCACCCUCUUCCUGUGGAUGUUCUGGCCCAGCUUCAACUCAGCCAUCACAGACCACGGGGACGGGCAGCACAGAGCAGUCAUCAACACCUACCUGGCUUUGGCCUCAACUGUGCUCACUAGUGUGGCCAUCUCAAGCCUCUCCCAGAAGCAUGGAAAACUAGACAUGGUUCACAUCCAGAACUCCACUCUUGCUGGAGGCGUUGCAGUGGGAACUGCAGCAGAGUUCAUGCUGAUGCCCUACGGGUCUCUGAUCGUAGGGUUCUGCUGUGGUGUCAUCUCCACACUGGGAUACCUAUAUCUCACGCCGUUCAUGGAGAAGUACCUCAAGAUCCAAGACACAUGUGGAAUCCAUAACCUGCAUGCCAUGCCAGGAGUCAUAGGUGGCAUUGUGGGAGCCAUUACUGCUGCAUGUGCAACAGAGUCAGUUUAUGGCCAUGAAGGGCUGAUUAACACCUUUGACUUUGAGGGUCAAUUCAAAGACAUGAUACCCACACGGCAGGGUGGUCACCAGGCUGCAGGCCUCUGUGUGGCUAUCUGCUUUGGUGUAGGCGGAGGCAUCCUAGUCGGUUGUAUCUUAAGAUUACCUAUCUGGGGAGAUCCUGCAGAUGACAGUUGUUUUGAUGAUGAGCUAUACUGGGAGCUUCCUGAGGAUGAAGAGAUUGUCCCACCAGUCAUUCAGUACAACAACCACAUGCGGAACAAAGAUGUAGCGGAAUCAAAUUUCACCAUGGAGCAGAACUGACGCUAGGCCUUUAUCACACAUGACCCGUUUGUUCCUUUUUUUUUAUUCUCCUGCUGGACAGAAAUGUUCAUAUGAUACGAUUAUUCCCCACCAAUCAAAACCCUGUUAUUUUUCAUACAGGUAAUAUGUCUGUUAACAGGUUCUUUAGCCUAGAAUUGAGUCUUAAAAUCUUUUUUGAUUGAAGUGAAAAAAUCUGCUAGUGGAAUAAGAUCUUUUCUUCUUCCCAUGAUAUUUAUUUUCAGUUUAAAUCAAUUAACAUUCAUUCAAAUAUUCUAUUAAAUGAGUGACAGUAUCAUGGUACUAGUGGAGUGAAUUGCCUCAUUUCAACAUAGAGGACUAAAACUAACUUAAACAUGACCGUGAGAACAUAACCAUGGUUCCUGUAGGUGGUUGUGAGAGAAAUAUUUAAAACCAUGUUUUGUAUUACAUUUUCUUCAGACCCACUUGAGCUGCACAAUAAGGAUUUUCCACAGGAGCUUUCACAUCUUAGUUUUUCCUGAUUUAAAUGUUUUCUGUCCAUGUGACGUAACAGACUGCAGGUAAAAUCUGAAGAGAAUACACAGACCUUUAGGCAAGUUUAUGCUGUCAGCCUCACUUGUUAUGUUUAUUUGCAUCUUCUCCUUUAUUAGAUGCAUUAUAAACAGAACUUAAAUGAUUUUUGUGUGUCUUCAUGGAGAACUUUUACACGUAAUGAGUUAUGUAUCAUGUCACUGAUUAUGGAUUUUAAAAAUAAGAGCUGUGAUAUUUGCAUUUAUAAGCACUACAUAAACACUUAAUAAAUGGUUUACAAGACACUAUAGUGUAGUUGUAAGAACAAAAAAGUAAUAUUUUAAGUAUUUAUUAAUGUACAGUAUUUGUCAACAAUUACAACUUAUCUCCUAUAUUAUUACAACAGUUUUACUAUAUUGUCAUUUAUCAUCUGUUUAGCUCCUCCUGUGGGCAUCCGUAAGUAGAGGCUAGUGUAUAUAGUUGCUGAGAAAAACAUUCAUAAACCCUGAUAUAUGCUCACAACUACAUUAUAGUGUAAUACAAACCAUUUUAGGGUUUAUGUACUGCUUAUAAGUGCUAAAUAGAUACAUUUAGACAAUGUACACAGUAGAAUAUUUAUGAAAAGUUUGUCAAUGGUAAUGUAAUUUUGAAAAUGAAUAAAGAAUUGUUAAUUAAAUAUCAUGUAAGUGCAUGAUAUACAGUA
Messenger RNA from Siniperca chuatsi (mandarin fish), 2924 nucleotides. It is a transcript of the gene rhcgb, whose product is annotated as Rh family, C glycoprotein b. The record is from RefSeq and is a predicted model, not a curated record. Gene Ontology annotation, molecular function: ammonium channel activity. Bases 275 to 1732 code for a protein of 485 amino acids. Lineage: Eukaryota; Metazoa; Chordata; Actinopteri; Centrarchiformes; Sinipercidae. Gene Ontology annotation, cellular component: plasma membrane. The transcript has 11 exons. Gene Ontology annotation, biological process: ammonium transmembrane transport; ammonium homeostasis.